GUCUUUACACGUCGGGAAAAAGGGGUUCGAUGAGCUCGAGGGUCUAAAUCCCCAGUUAGGCGAGGGAGUAGACGCAACUCUGCGCUUGCGUUGAAGAAACGAAGUAAGAUGUUUUGCUUCCCUCCGAGUGGCACUCACUCUCAGAUGAGGAAUGGAAUUCAAACACCGGUACAGUGUUACAGCGAUCGGGCGGUGUAAAUCAGUUUAGCUCCAAGUGUCAUUUGUUUCCUACUUUUGUAUGGAAUGUAGUUAUUUAUAAUAAAUAAAAUGCAUUUGUGGAAUUGGAACCUUUUGCAACUGGUCUACAUAACAGUCCUGCGUUUUGGAGAACAUAUGAAAUGAGGCUAUGCUAUGAAAACGCAGAAGCCCGUCUCGGGAAGCACGGAUUCUCAGAGCUGAAAUUCUCACAACCCCCUGCUUCCUCCGCUCACUGAUGAUGGAUUUCCAAGUGCCGCCCGAGCCAGGGCUCCAUUAUGGUGCUAAUGGCAGUCAGGAAGGCUCGAGAAGAAACUCACAAAACCUCAACAGGCCCUCAGAGGACGAGGCGCUGCGGUUCUUGAGCCGGGAGGAGAUGGAGUGCAUCCUGUUCUUCGACGAGACCAUCGAGUCCCUGGACGACAACGCGGAGGAUCUGGAUCAGACGCUGUCCUCCGCGAGCAGCACCCCGGUGGAGGACUCCCCUGCCACGCCCAGCCCCGUCCCCACACCCCACAGAACCCCCAGCCCCAAGGAGCAGGACAUCAUCGACCUGGUCCGAACGCAGCCUGUCCCGGUCGAGCCCAGAGAAGUUCAGUUCAACCCAACCAUGCCGGAUUUUCGGAGCAUGGCUGUGAACCCAGAGACACAUUUUGAGAUGAAGGCGAGACGUGACCCGAUGGAGAACUUCCCCUCCGAAUAUCACUUCCCCUCCCCUCCCAACCCCAGUGUCCUCAACGAGGAGGGCCCCUCCCCGAGCCACGCCCAGUACCACCCUGCUGGCUCUGUCCCCACCCCUGUCCUCAUCGCCCAAAAAAUCGCCGAGCACCAGGGGGGUGGGUGUCCCCUAUUGCCCUCCGCCCUCUUACUGGGUCGGAGAAGGAGCCUAGAAAUAAGCACACCCCCUCCUGAUUAUCCAAUCAAACAAGGCCCUCCCACUAUGGCAAAGCCCACCCGUUACCCUGACAACAUCAGCCUCAUGAUGGCUCAGAGAGACCACAGCCACGCCGGUGCCAAAGUGUCCACCGACACUCACGACCGCAAAGCCUGGGUGCUGGCCAACCUGGCAGCUGGGCCUCGCUCUCCAGAGUCCAAGAGGGCACCCGCGCGAAACAUCCCCACCCGCAGCGUGUCAUUCCGCGACCCGGCGCCGGAGAAGUCCAGGAUGGAGGCGCUGUCCAAAUUGGGUCUGACCCGGGACCGAACCUUUUCCAGCAACUUCGGGUCCCGCUCCAGAGUGAUCAAUCCGUCGCUGCUGUCCAGAACCAAGACAGAGCCCCUAAACCGCCCUGCCCAUCUGGGAAGCAAGGAAGUCCUGUCCACCAUCCAGGCAGAGGGCUCUGCCAGUGAAUUCAACAGCUAUGGAGGAAAGAGCAAAGUAGUGACCCCCUCCUGUCUUACAGCUGCAAAGACAGACACAAGCACUCGACGUGCAAGCAAUGAGGACACUGCCUCCAGCAUUGCACCACCUGCCUCACACACUGAUAGCACCUCAAGCAACUUCAACAACAAUGCAGAAAGGAGCAAAGUAGAGACCACCUCACCGACCACAGCAGCAAAGGUGGACACAAGCACUCACCAUAUGAGCAAUGAUCACUUGGCACCCAGCGCACCACCAAAUCUCUCACACACUGAUAGCGCCUCAAACGACUUCAACAGCUACGGAGGCAAGACAAAAACCAUGACAACUUCGCCAGCAGAGAAAUACGAGCCGUCCUCUCACCUCACCAGUAUCUGUGAAGGCAGGACCAGCACUGUGCCGCCAGCCAUAGGGAGCGCAGCAACACAGAUGGAGGUUGACACCAGUGAAUUCAACAGCUACGGAGGAAAAUCCAAAGUGGUGACCCCCGCGCGAGCACUCACGGCCCAGACGGAGCCCACCGCUGACAGCUCCAUCUCCCAUGACAACGCAUCCAAAGCGGCGACGGCCUCACCAUCACCAGGACCUAAGGCUGACGCUGCUCCAAAGGAUGUCAACAACCAUAGCAACAACACCACAGCGGUGACAUCAUCGCUGUCAAAGCCCGGGGUCUCUGUGACCGGAGGGUCAGCCAGGCUGACUGCUACCACGCCCCGCCCGUCCCACCCAGAAGGGUCCCUGGGCUCCCAGGUGGCCACCACGGUCCCUGCCUUCCUGGAGGUGCGUCGGAGGUCCGUCUCCAAACCGGCGUUCUUCCACCAGGGGAUCACAGUGCAGUUCUCAGGCCGAGGGGCCACCGAUGAAUCCCGCAGGGAGGCCCUGCGGAAACUGGGCCUUCUGAGGGACACGCCCUGACCCCACCCCUCAACUGCCUGUCCCGUUGGCUCGAAAACAUCCUGAAACAUCCUGCCUCCCCACCUCCUGAAGGAUGCAUCCAGACCCCAUCCUCUCUCCCACUGCCCUCAAAACGUCCUCACCCUGCCUCUUAAUUUUGUCGCUUCUGUUGGUUUAACUCUUUCAGUAACAAACGAGAAAGACUAUUCACUCCAGGAGGUCUGUCCGUUUGUCUGGAGAGAUGCUUCUGGGAACACGAGGGGAGAAACCUGCUGAUCUGCAUGCUUGUCACCAUGGUGAUUGCUGACAAGCGUCAACCCCUGUACCUGUAAAAACUUUAAACAUAGCUAUCCUUGCCAUCAUAACUAUUCCUUUCUGAAGUGGUCAAUUCAUACCAUGCCGGCAAAAGGGGUAGUUCAACCUCAGGAGACCUGGCUAGUUUGUCGACCAAACAACUUGGUUGUAUGUACAAAAUAGAAGUGACCUCAUCAGGUAAUGCAAAGCUUGAUGGGUAAGAGACACAUCUUUGAUGAGAAGACCUGGAGUUUGAUUCCUGUCUUUGCAAUGCUCUGUGCUGUAGGGCAUGUGCUCUCUCUACUUCCUCGAAAGAUUACUGUGAUUACAGGAACAAAUUACAAGCCGCUGCUGUUUGCUAUUGUAAAUGGGAAUUGCAGUAAGCAAAUACUGAUAACUGAGCAGAGACACAUCAAGCUGUGAACUGACUGUUUUGUCUCAUGGCCAGUGACUUGUCUAAUAUUCCGUCCCCCCCCUCCUGUGGGCAGAACCACCUUUUGGUGGACGAUGUUCUAAAUAAGCACGGGUUCUGUCUGAUCUAUCAUAUAAGGGCUCUCAGAACUUGCAGGGCAGUUUUUACUCUUAUAGUAACUGUGGGAUUCAAUGUUUACAAUCUGUGUGUAUGUUACAGUUUAUAUUGUUACAUAUAUUUGCAUAUCAGCACACGUAAUCUAUCCCUGAACAUAAAAGGGAACAUUGAAUGUUCUUUAUUCAAGUAUUCAGUAGGUGAAAGUGUCAUUCAGUAAGGCAGACAGUAACCCAAAUUUAGAUCUGUUACUCAGGUGCUUAAGAUGUGUUUAGAUGACCUAAAUGUCAAAAAACACCACUCAAGAUUCAGCAUUUAAACCCUUUUUUGUGUAGCCUCUUUUUAGUGAAGGCUACUGGAUCAUUUAAGAAAAGAAUUUAGGUAUUUCAUAUUAAUUCACUUGAGGAAACAUCUUAAUGAUUGUAGGUUAAAGAAAGCCAUUAUUUACAAGUUGAAUCUGGUUCUGAUCGACCAGGGGAAUGUCAUUUCGGGCCAGCUACGCAACUGACAAAAUGGUAUUUUUAACUUCACUUUCAAGGAAUCACCUCCCACACAAAACCAUAAACUAGAGUCUGGUUUCUACAAAGAGAAUGAUGUGCUUUACGCUGAUUCAGGGCAGAGGCAAGCAUGUGUUCUCCUAAACGUGAUGAUGACUGUUAUUGUGAAUGGCUACAAUAACGUUAAUACACAAUAAUGUACAUACAUGCGUAACAAAGCGUAAAAUUUGAGCCUGACAGAACCUCAUGGUCCUUUGGUGGUUGUUAUUUCCUUUUACAUACAUGUUGUACCCCUGUUUCAUCCAGCAAACUUUACUGAUCUUUACCAUUAUAGCCUGUCCCAUUCUCAACAGUACUGGUGUGGAGCCCCUGUCUGUGUGGGUGAGUGUGUGAGUGCGAGUGUGUUUGUGGUUGCGUGUGAAUGUAUGUGUGCGUAAAAACGUGUAGUGUGUAUCCGUUUUAUGUUUUAUGCUUUAUUUUAUGAAGCAGGACUCCGGUAGAGCGUAGUUAAUCUACAGCAACUCUUGAAGUAUACAAAACCCAUACACGGCAGAGGUAGUUCUCCACGGACCAGAAAAGAGUGGGAACAUUCAGUGUUCAGUGCUGAACAUCUGUGCCUUCACCUCCUGCAAGCUCUGCUGAACACCACACACCAUAACAUCUUUGUAACAUCUUUAAUCUGCCGGAGUGUGAGUGCAAAGCAUGUUGGGAAGAUCAACUGUGAAAGCUGUUUACAUUCACCUUAUAUACCAUGUAAUGUUCACACAGCAUUGCGGUAGGCAACGGAAGCACUGCAAUAGCGUCUUGACAAUAUGUUCAGGUAGGAUUCAGAAUGUGAACUGUUUUACUGUGUCUCACAUUAUGUGGAAAUGACAUUUUAUACUCUGUCAGUUUAAA
Messenger RNA from Megalops cyprinoides (Indo-Pacific tarpon), 4663 nucleotides. Its product is annotated as proline and serine-rich protein 2-like. NCBI's taxonomy places the organism in Eukaryota, Metazoa, Chordata, Actinopteri, Elopiformes, Megalopidae. The transcript is spliced from 4 exons. The coding region runs from base 434 to 2470 and encodes 678 amino acids. The record is from RefSeq and is a predicted model, not a curated record.